CCAUGCACGAACUACUACUCUGUGUAUGCGCUAGCUCUGUAUCUUUUUCCCGAUUUAUGCGGUAUGGGCUGUGAUUUGAAGGAACUUAUUCAAGAUGGUGGACAGACUAGCAAACACAGAUGAAAAUAAGGACAGAAUAAAAAAUGUAGAAAAUUGUUUUGGAACUUCAGGGCAGGCAUUGUUAGCAUCUGGCCGUGUUCUGGUGGGUGAGGGUGUACUUACUAAACUGUGUCGAAAAAAACCAAAAGCUAGACAAUUCUUCCUUUUCAAUGACAUAUUAGUGUAUGGAAAUAUUGUACUAAACAAAAAGAAAUAUAACAAACAGCACAUUCUACCAUUGGAAGAAGUUAAAAUAAUAGGAUUGGAUGAUGAUGGAAAUUUUCGAAAUGGUUGGCAAAUCAUAAGUGCGAGUAAAUCUUUCACCGUGUUUGCAGCAACACCAACAGAGAAAGCGGAGUGGAUGGCACAUAUUGAUAAAUGCAUUGCUGAUCUGCUUAAAAAGACUGGCAAAUCGCCUUCUGGAAACGAGGCAGCAGUGUGGGUUCCGGAUCACAGUGCUAGCGUGUGUAUGUUGUGUUUAAAGACUAAGUUUACACCAAUCAUUCGGAAGCAUCACUGUCGUCGAUGCGGUUCCGUAGUGUGUGGUCCUUGCUCAAGUAAAAGAUUCCUAAUUCCGCAUAUUUCAUCGAAGCCUGUUCGUGUCUGCGAUAAAUGUUACGAUAAAAUGUCGAGUGGGCAAGUCAAACCAGAUGAUCCAGUCGUAUCUGGUUCUAAUCCGGUCCAUAAAGUCCAGCCGGGUCAAAAUGCAUCCUUGUCGCGAAACGAAGCAGAAAAAAUCACCGAAAGCGGGUCCUCUGCUGAUGAGAGUGACGGAGAAACCAACGAGACUAGUAACCCAACGCCUACGUUCUAUGAAGAAAAAGCAGCUGUUGAAAGUGCUGAACCAGCUAGACCAAAUGUCCCGCCCGCGACAAAAGCCGACAGUGAGGUUGUAUAGUUUUGCGGGUUAGGGCGUUAACUUGAUUUAGGCCGGAGUGUUUUUUUAUUUUGUAUUACGUAGAUAAAGUACGCGCUUAAAUGCCAUUAAGUCUUCAUCUGUCAUGUUUUUCUUUUUUUUUUAAAUCGUCAUUUUUGUCUGUACAUGUUAACUACAUUAUGUAUGUUUUUUUUUUUAACUAUUUUUGUAUAUCUUGGACAAAGAUCCCGUACUGCGUUUUGUACUAGAAAUAAAAUUAAGUAUGAACACUUUUUUGGUAAAGAAAGUGAAAAGAAGAAAGGGUGGAUUUAUUGUUUAUUGUUUGAAUUUUCUUUCCUCCAAGUUGUUGGUCGACAAGAUAAUUAAAUACGCAUUUUUAAAUGGGAAUUUGGCUUCCUACUGUAUCUGUAUCGAUUUUCCAACCUCGUGCUCAGUGGUUCUUGCCGUUUUGACAUCGAAGCCAGCGAAGACGUUAGCCGUCAAGUAAGCGCUAGCAAGUUUUACAUCAGGCAAUAGGAAAUGGUCAAUUUUCUUUAUUGUCAAAUUACAUUACACCCAGGGCUUAUAAUUUUGAAUAUAUUUAUAUUGAAGUUUAGCAUUUCGUAAAGUUAGAUGUUUAUUUUUGUAAUGUUUCUACUGAGAAAAGAAACUUUUUUUCUUAAAAAGGAUAGAAACAAAUUGCCGACAAUUUUUUGACUAGUAAUAUUUUUGUAUAACUUGGUUGAGUGUAUUUUUUAUUUUUGAUAUUUUAACUGAUUGCUUUACGGAAUACAUAUUUUUAUGA
This is a messenger RNA of Hydractinia symbiolongicarpus, 1760 nucleotides long. RefSeq names its product pleckstrin homology domain-containing family F member 2-like. The record is from RefSeq and is a predicted model, not a curated record. Bases 95 to 997 code for a protein of 300 amino acids. The transcript is spliced from 10 exons. NCBI's taxonomy places the organism in Eukaryota, Metazoa, Cnidaria, Hydrozoa, Anthoathecata, Hydractiniidae. Gene Ontology annotation, molecular function: phosphatidylinositol binding; metal ion binding.